Molecule: messenger RNA, 675 nt
Organism: Alternaria incomplexa
Lineage: Eukaryota; Fungi; Ascomycota; Dothideomycetes; Pleosporales; Pleosporaceae
Exons: 2
Coding region: 1-675 (224 amino acids)
Molecular function (GO): oxidoreductase activity
Source: RefSeq, a predicted model, not a curated record
AUGUGCAGAUACUGGGAUUGGUCUCUAGAUGCCGAACCGCAUAACGAAUCAUCCACCCGUCCGUUUGAUUCAGAAAUCUUCAAUCCAGACACAGGUUUUGGUGGCAACGGCUAUCCCGUCGCAGCUACUCCUGCCCAAAAUCCCUUGAACAUUACAGGCAACACCGGUGGAGGAUGUGUAAUGAACGGGCCAUUCGCGCCUCCCCACUUCACAGUGAACGUGCCCACUCCACACUGCUUGAAACGAGACUUUGUUCCGUGGAUCGUCAAUCGAAUGGCAGACAAACGACUGGUCGACGAAGUCCUGGCACAACCGGAUUACACGAGUAUUGCAAGGACAGUUGAGAAGCAGCGAAGCUUUGAUCCUCCCAACAUUCAUGCCAGUGGCCACUUUGGUAUCGGUGGCAUUCUGGGUACCAUGGGAAACGCGGCGGAGAGCCCUGGUGACCCACUCUUCUACCUCCAUCAUGGCAACAUUGACCGCAUCUUUUGGGAAUGGCAACAGAAAGAUCUCGAGACGCGUCUCAAUCAAGUCGGUGGGCCUAUUACGCCUUUUGAUUACAGCGGCAAGAACGUUACUUUGGACUUUACCAUUAAUAUUGGCUUGUUAGCAGGGAAUGCCACGCUCAAGGACCUGUUAAAUACAGAAGGAGGGACGCUCUGCUACACGUAUUAG